AUGUAUCAAAGUUACAGAAAGCUGUCAAUGUUGUGUCUAGUUCGGGAAAGCCUACAGUCGAAGUUACAGUGCCUGAAGAUGUUAACGAUGUAUAUAAACAAGCACUUGAUGCAGUAAGGCAACCAAAGGUUGAUGAUGUAUCGAUUGCUACACCAUCACAAAAAAAAGAAGAUUCUAGAAAAUCGUUUCGAACAAUGGUUGUGCUUCUUUGGAUUUUUAGCAAUGCAUUAUUAAUAAUCGUAGUCACAUAUGUUAGUGGUGAUGCAUCAAGAACGGAUAAAUAUAUGGCGAUUAUUCUUUGGUCUGUUGCUGGAUUGGCUGCCUUCAGAUUUCUUGGUACUACCACAUAUCUGAUAUUUAGAUUGUUUACUGAUCCAAACAUAUUAGUAUGUUGGAAAUAG
Messenger RNA from Ambispora leptoticha, 401 nucleotides. The record is from the annotation of a GenBank genome assembly. Lineage: Eukaryota; Fungi; Glomeromycota; Glomeromycetes; Archaeosporales; Ambisporaceae.